AUGGCGACUGCUUUAACAAAAUAUCCUAAUCUAGAAUGUUCCAUUUGUUUAGGAAGUUUCAAGACUCCAAAAAUCGUUCCUUGUGGACAUUCGUUUUGUCUCGAGUGUUUGGUAAGAUAUACUGAUUGCAGAGAGGAGACAUUUCCAUGUCCAUAUUGUAAACAGGUUGUUGAAAUUCCACGAGGUGGC
Molecule: messenger RNA, 189 nt
Organism: Lottia gigantea (owl limpet)
Lineage: Eukaryota; Metazoa; Mollusca; Gastropoda; Lottiidae
Exons: 1
Biological process (GO): positive regulation of DNA-templated transcription
Cellular component (GO): nucleoplasm; chromatin
Molecular function (GO): ubiquitin-protein transferase activity
Source: RefSeq, a predicted model, not a curated record